Messenger RNA from Daucus carota subsp. sativus, 1475 nucleotides. Its product is annotated as patellin-4. Lineage: Eukaryota; Viridiplantae; Streptophyta; Magnoliopsida; Apiales; Apiaceae. The coding region runs from base 144 to 1412 and encodes 422 amino acids. Gene Ontology annotation, molecular function: lipid binding. The transcript has 4 exons. The record is from RefSeq and is a predicted model, not a curated record.
UGGCCCUGGCCCUCUCAUUUUAAUGUCCCAUUCUGGUUGUACUUUCGAAGGAAAAGAACGCGCCAUUAAAGAUAUUUAGAAAAUCCUCUCCUGCAAUACAAACAACCUCUGGUUCACCGGAAAAACCAUCAACUUCUGUCAACAUGGAAGGGGGAGACGAGGCUAUUUAUUUUAAACCUGCUUCUGAUGUGCAAGAAGAAAUUCGAGAAAGUCGUGACGCAGAAACUCCAUUUUCAUUAGAAACAAAAAAUUCAAGAAAGAAUGCAUUGCUUGAAUUAAGGGUAAGGGUGGGAAAUGCAAUUCUUGGCAAAUCAAUACUUGGGGGAGAGAAAAACGGAAACCAAAGUGAAAAAACUCAAGAAAAUUUGAGGGAUCUUAGCCUGUGGGGUGUCCCCUUGUUGCCCAGUAAAGGCCAUGCAGCUACUGAUGUGAUUCUUAUGAAAUUCUUGAAAGCUAGAGACUUUAAGGCCGUUGAAGCCUUUAAAAUGCUCCAAAAAACCUUAAAAUGGAGAAGAAGACUCCAAAUUGACCAAAUUAUUGACGAAGAUUUCGGUCAUGAUCUUGAAAAUGCAGGAUACAUAUGCAGCAGAGGCAAAAACGGGCAUCCCGUAUGUUAUGUUGCACAUAGAAUAUCCAAGUGGAAAAAUUUAUGCAAGAAAAAAUCUUUUGUCAAAGUGGACAAACGUGAGAUGUUCCUGAAAUGGAACAUAAAAUUCAUGGAGAAAUGUAUCCAGCACAUUGAUUUCAGGCCUGGUGGCGCAAACUCAGUAAUCCGGAUCGUGGAUUUAAAUCAUGCACCUGCUAAUGCUAUGAAGGAACUACACUUCUUCUUCAGGAGGAUCUCAAUACUCUUUCGAGAAAAUUAUCCUGGAAUCAUUUUCCGACAUGUAUUUAUUAAUGUUCCACUUUGGAUUCUGGCAUAUCACACCCUUCAAUUAAAACACUUAUCACUGAAGGCCAGAAACAAGUUUAUAUUUGUGAAGCCAUAUAAAGUUACCAAGACUCUUCUCAAGUCUAUCGCGCCUGAAAGCUUACCAGUUGAAUACGGUGGACUCAAGAGAGAGGUGGAUGAUGAUUUUUCUGUUCAUGACAAAGCUAUUCAGCUUAAAGUAAGACCUAAUGCAACGAUAAGUAUCCACAUACCCGUUGAUAAGGCAGGAAUCACGGUGUUUUGGGACAUCACAGUGGUGGGAUAUGAAGUACAUUACACAGAGGAAUUUAUACCAGAUGAUGAGUGCUCCUACAGAAUUCUAGUUCAGAAGGAGCAAAAAAUGAAAAGAAGUGUCAGAAAUUCAUUUCAUAUCCGAGAACCUGGACAAAUAGUAUUAGAUGUUGAAAAUCCAACAUUCAAAAAGAAAAAGAUCUUUUAUAGGUAUAUAAUGAAACCCACAGCUACUAAUUUAACGUUAUGAAAUUUUCUGCAUACAAUAGUGGAGUUGGUUGAUGUGUGGAACCAGUAUCACUUGUUGCAUUCA